This is a messenger RNA of Boleophthalmus pectinirostris (great blue-spotted mudskipper), 4055 nucleotides long. Its product is annotated as oxysterol-binding protein-related protein 1-like. Gene Ontology annotation, molecular function: protein binding; cholesterol binding. Lineage: Eukaryota; Metazoa; Chordata; Actinopteri; Gobiiformes; Gobiidae. Gene Ontology annotation, cellular component: cytosol; intracellular membrane-bounded organelle; membrane. The transcript has 28 exons. Bases 300 to 3230 code for a protein of 976 amino acids. The record is from RefSeq and is a predicted model, not a curated record.
UCUCACCGGUGGAACAGCUGCGCGCUCACGUGACGCAGCUCCACUUUCACAUGUUUCUCUUCUCUCUGAACUCAUCAACGAACUAGCUUAAACUCUCUUCAGUUUCCGCGACAAUUAUUUACAAAGUGAAAUGUAAGUCUGAACUUAUUUUAACCGCGCCCUGAUUCAGUUAAUUUGUUAAAAAAAACUAAAAACGCUAAACUACAAUAUUGGUUAAUGAAGGCUAGCUAGCGAUAUGAGUUUGUUUUUCUUAAUAAACAAAUACGGUCAUGCGGUGAAGAGUAUUCAAUGAAGUGGAUAUGGAGGAGGACACAGUAGAGGACCAUCUUCUUCUGUACGCUAAAGAGGGCAAUUUGACCCUGAUCCAGAGCCUCCUUCAGUCGAGGAUUAGCCAGAACAUCUCUCUCAACAUCAAUUGUCGUUUUAAAUGGAAACCGUACUCUGGAUGGACCCCUCUACAUCUAACCUGUUUUCAUGGACAUAAAGAUGCAGUGGAGGAAUUAGUAAAGGCAGGGGCCGAUGUGAAUUUGCAAGACGAUGCGGGUGACACAGCACUACACAAAGCCGCCUCCACUGGAAGAACGGAGAUUGUCUUGCUGUUGCUUCGCUAUGAUGCAUGUGUCGACAUUAUCAAUGGAACAGCCCAAGUCCCCAAAGAUGUCACGGAGGAUGAUGAAAUCGUUACAAUGCUGGAGGCUGCAGAGAGACGGGAGGCAAGAAGACGGGAGAGGAAACUUCAGGAAGCAGCUCGAGAAGGAGACUUAGCCACUUUGUCCAAACUGCUCACUGGAAAGAACCAUCCAAAUAUUCACUGCAGAGACUCAGUGGGGAACACGCCGUUACACUGUGCCGCCUACAGAGGGCAGAAGCAGUGCAUAAUAAAACUGCUUAAGUCUGGAGCCAAACCAACCAUCAGAAACAGCAAUGAGCAGACAGCUUUGGAUGUGGCUUCCACUGAUGAAAUAAGACAGAUAUUAACAGCCUGUCAGCAAAAGGAAGUGAACAAUGGUGUGCCAAUGAUUGAAGGCCCUCUUUGGAAGAGUUCCAGAUUUAUUGGAUGGCGAUUGCAUUGGGUGGUAAUUAGGGAGGGUACCUUAUCCUGGUACCACACUCAGGCAGAUGCUAAAGCAGGUGUGCGGAAACAAGGCAGUGCGUCCCUAUCACAAGCUUACUGUAUGGUGAAACCAUGGGAUCAUUGCUUCUUCAUGCUCAGGUGUUUUGACGGCACUAUUCUUAAUUUCAAAGUCUCCCCAACAAUACAUUCAAUCACAAAAAGAAAAAAAUGGUUAGAAGCCAUAGAUGCACAUGCAGCGUUUGGCCAUCAGCACAAGAUUCAAGAUCAUGUGACAGACGAAGAGGAACUCAAUGACCCAGCUGUGGCAAGCUUCGCCCAAGCUCUUCAGACUGCCAGUGCUUGCCAACAGAAACUGGAGAAGGAAGUGUCAAUAUUUUUGUCUUUGGUGAAAAAUGUGCAAGAUGGUGCAAUCGAUCCAUCCAUUUCUCUGAAAGCCAAAGAGACCAGUGAGCUUUCAGCUGAAACCGCCGCUUCUCUACACCUGUGUCUGGAACUGCUGUCCAAACAAGAGGUGUGGAGCCUGAAGUUGGAGCAGGAGGAGGAGAAGAACAGAGCUCUGACUGAGGCGCUGCAGUCUCUCUCCUUUGAGAACCAAGAGCUAAAGGCGUGUGUACGUAGCAACAGGAAGUGGACAACCAUCAGUGCCCUGACGGAGGAUGACUUCUAUGAUGCUCUUUCAGAGUCGGACUCAGAGCUGUCGGUGAGCGGUUUCCUGUCUGUGGCCAGUCGCUCGUUUGAAGAGGACGAGGGGAGAGACGCCCCCCUUCUAAGCAGCAGCAGCAGCCUCCGCCAUCCCAGCGCACUCUCGGGGCCUACCGGAAUGUCAGGGGAGGGUAACCAUGGCAACCCGGCAGACCAACACAAUGGAAUCAAGCAGCACAGAACAAGUUUACCGGCUCCCAUGUUUUCCAGAAAUGACGUCAGCAUCUGGAGUAUCUUGAAGAAAUGUAUUGGCAUGGAGUUGUCUAAAAUUGCAAUGCCUGUGAUUUUCAAUGAGCCCCUGAGCUUCCUGCAGCGGCUCACAGAGUACAUGGAGCACACCCACCUCAUCCACCGGGCCAACGCCGCCACAGACUCUGUCGAAAGGAUGAAGUGUGUAGCAGCUUUUGCAGUGUCAGCUGUAGCAUCGCAGUGGGAGAGGACCGGAAAGCCUUUCAACCCUCUCCUCGGUGAAACCUACGAGCUAAUCAGGGAGGAUUUGGGCUUCCGGUGGAUGUCGGAGCAGGUGAGCCACCACCCUCCUGUCAGUGCCUUCCACGCAGAGGGCCUGAAGGAGGACUUUGUGUUCCACGGCUCCAUCUACCCCAAGCUCAAGUUCUGGGGCAAAAGCAUCGAGGCAGAGCCAAAAGGACUCAUCACACUGGAACUGCCCAAGUACAAUGAAGCAUACACCUGGACCAACCCCACCUGCUGUGUCCAUAACAUUAUCGUGGGUCAGCUGUGGAUCGAGCAGUACGGCAGCGUGGAAGUCAUCAAUCACAAGACUGGAGAGAGGUGCAGCAUGAUGUUCAGACCCUGUGGCCUCUUUGGAAAAGAACUGCAUAAAGUGGAGGGCUACAUCUUAGAUAAAAGCAAAAAGAAGCUCUGUGCGAUCUACGGCAAAUGGACUGAGUGUCUGUACACGGUCGACUCGGCUGCAUUUGAGGCGCACAAAAAGAGUGAUAAAAAGAAUUCAGAUGACAAAAAGGGAAACAAACAGAGCAAUGUGGAUGAGGAGCCUGAGGAAAUGCCACCCCCUGAGGCAGAGACUGUGCAGGUCAUCCCCGGCAGCGAACUCAUCUGGAAAAUAACACCACGACCAGAGAACUCUUCAAAGUACUAUGCGUUCUCCACAUUCGCCAUGCAGCUGAACGAGCUGGAGAAAAGCAUGGAGGGAGUCAUACCCCCCACGGACAGCAGACUCAGGCCUGACAUCAGAGCCAUGGAGAACGGAGAUAUAGAUCUGGCAAGUGCAGAGAAGAAACGACUUGAAGAAAAACAGAGAAUGGCUCGGAAAAAUCGAUCAAAGUCUUCAGAGGAGUGGAAGAACAGAAAUGGGGCCCUAGGACCAAGGUGGUUCCAGCAAGGAUCCAACCCUCACAACAAAGCUCAGGACUGGCUCUACUUAAAAGGCUACUGGGACCGGAACUACUCCCAGCUACCAGACAUCUACUAACGGAGGGCACAUCACACUGCUGCCUGGACUGCUAAUAAUGGCAGGAUUUGUAACAAGAAAAAAAGAUCAGUAUGUGGUUUGGGGGAAGCUGAAUAAGAAGAAACACAAACGCUUAAUGCGAUCUGUGAAAUAUAAAGCACAAACUUACGGCUGUCGGGCACUUAUAAAUAUAUAUACUAUGAAGAUACUAAAAUGUACUGUAGCCGUUAUUUGAAAUAUUAUAUUGUUGGGAGUGUUCACAAUUCUCGUUUUGUUUGACUUUAGUCCAGGCUGUACUUUACCCAAGCUUUAAGAGUGAGCAUGAUGCGAUGGUCUGUUAUUUCAUGUAUGUAGCUCUGAUACCACUACACACAGAGUAGUGAAAAGUGAUGACUUCUAAUAUAUUUGCCUUUAACAUAUCUUGUUGUAUAGAUAAUCAACUUACUGAAUGUGCUGUCAGGUCAACUGCACAAGCCAAUGAGCUAGUCCUGUUUUAUAUACAAUUGUAAUAAAGUAGCUAGAUGUAAGAAAUUAAAUUGGAUUCUAAAUUAUGUACAGAGAAUAACUGGUUUGUACACAAUCUAGUCUUUUUUUGUCUGUAGCUGCUCUUACAGGUUUGGGAUUGUGUGUGAAGGUCUUGCCAUAUUUGAAUACAUUCCUGGUGUUCUAUGCAUCGAUGUUUAGAGAUGUAUAAGAUUACUGCAUGUGCACCACCGUUAUAACUAUGCAAGCCUUACCUCUUCUCAUCAUGCACUGAAGAUCUUUUGGUUUUGUGAAUAGCUGCUGUUAUAAUGGUUUGGUAAUUUAUCAGAAUUUCUAUUGUAAAAUAAAAGCUUAUGGACUGAA